Bursaphelenchus okinawaensis is the source of this 4750-nucleotide messenger RNA. NCBI's taxonomy places the organism in Eukaryota, Metazoa, Nematoda, Chromadorea, Rhabditida, Aphelenchoididae. The record is from the annotation of a GenBank genome assembly.
AUGAGUGACGACGAGAAUGUUGAGGAGAAAAAGGACGGGAACUUGAGUGACAACGAACACCCCAACGAAACUCCAGAAGAACGCAAGAAGCGCAAAGAGAAGGAGAAGAAAAAGAAGAAGAAGGAGAAAGAAAAGGAUAAGAAGAAGAAGGAAACUGAGGAUGAUGGCAAGAAGAAGAAAAAGGUAAUAUUUCAUGUCAUAUUUUCUGAAUUUAGGCAACACAACCUUAUAAGGCAGCUGACAUGGUUUUUGUUAUAAACUUGCUCAAAUAUCUCGAAUGGGCUAGAAAUUUGAGGUGAUUUAAGAGAAUUGUUUUGGCUAGUUAACGCAACAAAAGUAAUUCUAAACUUUGCGAAACUGUUUGAGCUACUGUCAUUUUACUAUGACUUACUUUCUGCUAUUCUAUAAUUAACUUUUUUUAAAUUCUUAAAGUUAAAAACAAAUAUGGAUAAAAGGUAAUGUUUUUAAUUAAAACGGACUUACAACGAAUGAUUAUCAAUGUGUUUAAGCUAUAUUUGAUCUAAAGAUAUGUUUAUAGGGAGGAGCAAGUUCUCUCCUCAAGGAGAUGCUCAAAUUGAGACAAGAGGAAGAAGAACGACAACGACAAGCCGAAGAAGAAGCUAAACGUCUUGCUGAAGAAGAGGAAAAGCUUCGUAAAGAAGCGGUAUGUUUAAUUAUGUUAUAUUUGUAUUCAAAAUUUAGGAAGCAGCCGAGAAACUAAAGAAAGAAGAACAACGGAAGCAGAAGGAAGAAUUGAUUGCUCUUCAGAAGAAGGAGGGAACGUUCUUGACAAAAAAGCAACGUCAACAACAAGCCCAGGCCCAAGCUAGAUUGCUGCAGAACAAUGGUAGGUUAAAGUUAUUGUAUAAGAUUAACAAAAGGUUUGAAAUUUGUUUUAUAAGGUUAAAACGAUGUAGAAGUUUAUGGAUUUGAUGCAAAUUAUUUAAUUUUAAAUGAUUUUGGUAUUAUAACUAAUAUUUUACAUUUGCAAGAAUUAAAAUUGCGUUUUGACUUUUUCAGAUAUUGUUCUACCUCCAGGACUGCGUGGUGAAACACCAGACGAAGGAAAACCUAAAAAGCCUCCAGUUUAUGGCCAAAGAAAACGCAAACCAAAACCGGCCGAAGAAGCGAAAAAGGUGGAGGAACCCAGUCCCACACCAGAACCAGAACCGAAGCCUGAACCAACACCCGAGCCGGAAAAGCCCGAGUCUCCAGAAGUCGAGGAUGAGGAUGUUGUGGAUGAUUGGGAACAGAUAGAAGUGGAAGUGAAGCCAAAAGAACUCAAGGCUGAAAAGGCGGAUAAGCCUAAAGCAUCGGCUAGUAAACAAAAGGAGAAGGCCGAGAGCAGUUCUGAAGAAGAAUCAGAUUCAGAAUCUGACGAAGAUUCCAGCGAAGGAGAGAGUGAGGAAGAAGAGGAGGAUUCCAAAGAAAACAAGGCUAAAGUUAGGGAAAGGCUGGAGAAGAGGGCGCAAGAGAAUGAGGCUAAAAGGUAAAAAAGCGGUUUGACUCACUUUUUGGACGACUUAAUUAAUUAUAUUCAAAAAAAUUUAUGGCUUCUAGAAAAACAUUUUAUCGAUAUUAACGUCAAAAACUUAAUAUAUUCUAAAUAUUCAAAUUUCAGGACCACAGACAACCUCCGUUCGCCGGUAAUCUGUGUGUUAGGUCACGUCGAUACGGGUAAAACCAAAAUGUUGGACACGAUCCGUCGUACCAAUGUUCAGGACGGCGAAGCUGGUGGUAUUACACAACAAAUCGGAGCUACAAGAGUACCAACCGAAGCCAUCAAGGAGCGAUGCAAGAUGGUCAGAGACUUUAAACCCGACGAGAUUAAGAUUCCUGGCUUUUUGAUCAUCGACACACCUGGUCACGAAAGUUUCGCGUAAGUUUUUGGGUUUGAUAUGGAAAACAAUUUGUUUACAAGGAAAAUUGAGAGAUUUUGGGAGAAAGAAGGGGAAAUGGCAAUAACUUUUUUUACAAAAUGAAAAAUGACAAUAACUUUCUUUACAAAGCUCUAAAUGGCAAGAACUUUGUUUACAAAUUAUAAAACGGCAAGAACUUUCUUUACAAAGCUCUAAAUGGCAAUUACUACUUAAAAUAGCAAGAACUUUGUUUACAAAACAUAAAAUGGCAAAAACUUUCUUUACAAGACAUAAAAUAGCAAGAACUUUCUUUAAAAAACAUAAAAUUUCAAAAAAAAAAUUCUAAAUCGAAAAGAUAACUUAAAAAAUAUUUUCAGAAACCUCCGAACUCGUGGCUCAUCCUUAUGUGACUUUGCUAUUCUCGUAGUCGAUGUUAUGCACGGUCUCGAACCUCAAACCAUUGAAUCCCUAAAGUUGUUGUUGAAGCGAAAAACGCCGUUUGUAAUCGCAUUGAACAAGGUGGAUCGUUUGUACGGAUACGAAAGUAAUCCAAGGAAGGAUAUCUGGCAACAUUUGAAGUCUCAAGCUCAAAACGUUCAGCUAGAGUUCAAGGAACGCUUUGAAAAGAUUGUCGUGGAGUUUGCUGAACAGGGUAAGGGAAUAGUGGCAGAAGGCUUGAAAAAUGAGAUUUUAAAGAAAAAAAAUUUUAUGAAAUUUUAUAGUGCAAGUGUCUGUUGCCACUUUAUUUUAGACUUGUAAAGGCCCUGUCGGUUUUACCUAUGCCAUUUCUAAUCAUUAUUUUCAGGUGUAAACGUAGCCCUAGCCAAAGACAACAAAAACCCUGAUGAAUACGUCUCCAUCGUCCCAACUUCGGCCUUCUUGGGCGACGGUAUAGGCAAUAUCAUGGCUUUCAUCGUGAACCAAAGUCAAGGAUUCCUAGCCAAACGACUAGCCUUCUCCGAGGAACUCGACUGCACGGUAAUGGAAGUACGAUCUCUACCCGGUCUCGGCAUGACAAUCGAUGUCAUUCUUGUUAACGGUACUCUAAAGAUCAAUGAUAUCAUAAUAUUGUCUGGUGUGGAUGGACCUAUCGGUACGACUGUGAGAGACUUAUUGAUGCCAGCACCGCUACGAGAAAUUCGGGUAAAGACGGAUUACGAACAUUACAAAGAGAUCAAGGGAGCACAAGGAGUCAAGAUUCUGGCCAAGAAUUUGGAGAAAGCUCUGCCUGGUUUGCCAAUAUAUGUUGCACAGAGACCUGAUGAGGUUGAUGUUUAUAUGUAAGUUGAGGUUUAGUCAGAGGAACAUGGUUUUUGAGUGAGUUAUGGCUGGAAGGAGUUUUCUUAAAGAGAAAUGACUGUUUUUAGCCAUAACUUUUCAAUAAGCGUUAGGUUUUAACUGAACAAUAACAAAAUAUUGACCUAAAUUAACUAUUUUUUGGAAAAAAAGUAUCAUUAUGAUCCUAAAGCAGGUAAAUUUUUUGGUAAUUUUAUGUUGUUUUACCUUAACUUUACGUUUAUUGGUCCAACCCUUUAAACAAGAGCAAUUUUUUUAGGGAAGACGCCAAGAAUCAACUAGAAAACGCCCUUAUGGCCAUCAAAAAGAAACCAGAAGGUGUAUAUGUUCAAGCCUCAACUCUAGGAUCCCUGGAAGCUUUGCUCGACUUCCUAAAACAUCAGAAAAUCCCCUAUUCCGGAGUCAACAUUGGCCCAGUCCAUCGAAAAGACGUCCAAAAGGCAUCGACUAUGCAUCAACACAACGAAGACUACGCUGUCAUCUUGGCCUUUGACGUCCCGGUGGAUCGAGAAGCCCAAGCGUUGGCUGAUAAGGAACGAGUCCGCAUCUUCCAAGCCGAUAUUAUCUAUCAUUUGGAGGAUGCCUUCUUGAAUCACCGCGAACAACUGAGACUACAGAGGAAAAAGGCCAACGAACACUUGGCUAUCUUCCCCUGUAUCUUGAGAAUCAUGCCACAACAUAUAUUCAAUGCCAGAAACCCAAUUGUGUUGGGUGUGGUGGUAGAAGCCGGCAAGUUGAAGAAGGGAACUCCGAUUUGUGCCAAAACUGCGGAUGAGGUGAGUUUCUUAUUGGUUUAUAAGGUGUUUGGAUUGGUUUAAGAUAGUGAAUAUGGUAGUUAGGUUUGGGAAAGUUUGUGUUUUGUUAAUAUUUUACUUUUGUUGGUUUAAAAAGUGAUUGUAAAUGAAGAAAGAGAUUUAAAACUUAUAUUAACAUAGGAUUUUUUCAGUUUUUUAAAAAGAUUUAUAUUUUUUUAGCUUGGUUAACCUUGAUAAAAAGGUUCAUAAUGACUAAAGUUUUUAGUUUCAUACAGUAAUGUAAUUGGAAAAAUAAUAGGCAUAACUGUGUUUAUUUUAUCAAAUUAUGAUCAUUUCAAUUUACUUUUGGAUUACCUAAAAAUUUUUUUAAAUGACCCAAAGCUAUCACAAUUUGUAAGAUUUUUUAGCUAUACAACUUACUUAAUGCUACUGUUUUCAGAUUGUCUUGUUGGGCACGGUAACUUCGAUCGAACAGAACCAUGAACAGGUUGAUGUUGCCCACACUGGCGACGAAUUGGCCAUUAAAAUUGAAAACACGACCGGAGAUGCGCCGAAACUUUAUGGUCGUCACUUCACUCACACGGAUCCACUUGUCAGCAGAGUAAGUGAUAUUUUAAUAUAAAGUGUCAUAUUGGAUGAAUACCGAAUAUUGAGAACAAAUUUAAAAAAAAUUUCUUUAGAAUGUUAUAAAUGUAUUUGAUGUUUACAAUCUUUUACAAGCCUCAUUUUCAGAUUCAUCGCCAAAGCAUCGACGUGUGCAAGACCCACUUCCGCGACGAAAUGAGCAACGCCGACUGGACGCUGAUCGUUCGCCUGAAGAAGAUGCUGAACGUUCUGUAA